AUGCCUCUAUUAUUUAUCAUAAUUUUUCAAUUAAUUAUAAAUGGAAUUAAAGCAGAGGAAAGGGCGGAAGUAGAUAUUAGGGUUUCUGGAGCUUGCAGUCCGAUUUAUUUGUCAAGGAGAGGAAUUGAUUUAGGCAAAUACCGCCCAAUAAUACGUUUUAAUCCGGAUAAAGUUCAACUUAUACCCAAAAAUCCAGUAAUACCUGGAUGCGUUAAAAUAAAAGCAGAAGGUGUUGAAAUACUUAAACCUAUAAAGAAUUUAUUUGCCGAAAUAGAAAUGAGAAUUGGUGGAAGCCCAGACCCUAAUAAUCCAACUCUUCCUUGUACUAAAAGAAUUGAUGACAAAGUAAAUCAAUGUCCAUGUGCUAAAACAGAAGGAUCUUGUGUUUUUUGUGAUUUCUGUAGACAAUUACGAGCACAACAAUCAAAACUUUCUAUUACAGAAACAUCGAAAAGAAAACUAAAAAAUAAAUCUGGAGAUGAAGAUUCUUUAGAAGAGCAGUGUAAAUGUGAAACAAUGCAGCCAGGAUUAUAUGAUAUCGAAACAGAAAUGUGUACUCCAGAAUUGGAUGAUACAAAGCAAUAUAUACCUACUGAAUUACAAAAUAAUGUUUUGGAAAAAACGCCUAUUUCAAUGUUCAUAACAGUAUAUUUAAUGGAUUUACAGACAAAUCCAAACGAAUCAUAUUUAUCUGCAUUUGGAAAAGCUAUACUUCAAAGAAGAAUGGCACAAAGCACAGUUGCAUGUUUCUUGAUGGGUUUAGAUGUAACCCUUGGAGCAAAUGAAAAUAAACAAUCACAGCAUUCCUCUACCUCUAAUGAAGAAUAA
Molecule: messenger RNA, 828 nt
Organism: Meloidogyne enterolobii
Lineage: Eukaryota; Metazoa; Nematoda; Chromadorea; Rhabditida; Meloidogynidae
Source: the annotation of a GenBank genome assembly